UCGAAGGAGGGGGUCGUGCAACUGUUUUCGAUAAUCGGCCGCGCGUUCCGUACGUGAAAAUCGGCCAGUACCCGACCGGUCACGUCUGCGUAAAAACGGAUAUAUGCCCAGAAUAUUUAUUAAGUGGGUGGCUGUGCGUGACUUCUCUCCAGUGAAUAGGUUAUAGCUUGUAGCUGCCCACGUAAAUCGGUCGCGAAAUAGGACGGCUUGUUUUGUUUGCUAACUGAAAACGUUUGCGGCUGAAACUGUUGACUGUUCGUGUGGAUUUUUUGCGGCACCGAGUUCGCCGAAAAUGUGCGUUCUAUUUUCAAACUAAUAUUAAAGACUCUAUCGAUACUACAGUGAAGACUUUUAUUUAAAUAAUGGAAUAAGUAGAAACUAAUUCAUGCUCCGAACUUCUCAUUUUGAAGCUUGUGUGUUUGAAAAUGGAAUAAUCAGGUUUUAAAAUUUCGAACGUUAAAAUUUCGUUUUUAAAAUGAGUGUGACAGCGCGGGAAAGGACUGUCAAAGACUAAAAGUUUAACAGACAGAUACGAUAAAGUGAUAAUGUUGCCAUACCAAGCGGUUGCAAUGGACUACGUGGCCUCAGGGUUCCACCACCACCAGCGGGCCGGCGGGUUGCCCGUCAUGGGCCUGCCAGGCCCCGGGCCGGGCCUCAACCCGGGCCUGAACCCGGCCUUCACCCAUUCCUGGUUCGUACAGUCAAGCCCGGAUAUCUGUCGGCAGCAACAAGCAUCCAACCAAUCGCAUCUCGAACCUGGCAUCCUCGAGCUGCGGAAAGAAAAAAGCAGAGACGCAGCCAGAUCACGCCGAGGCAAAGAAAACUACGAGUUCUAUGAACUAGCGAAGAUGCUGCCCCUCCCCGCCGCCAUCACCAGUCAACUGGACAAAGCUUCGAUCAUAAGGCUGACCAUAAGCUACCUCAAACUAAGGGACUUCGCCAACCAUGGAGACCCACCGUGGAGUCGAGACCUGCCGAGUAGCAAAGCUUUAAAAGGUGCACAAAGCAGGCGGACGGCUGCAAGUCUUGCGAUGGAGCUGUUCGAGCAGCACCAAGGCACACACAUCCUUCAGUCUCUCGACGGGUUCGCGUUGUCGGUGGCGGCGGACGGGAGGUUUCUGUACAUAUCUGAAACUGUAUCUAUAUAUUUAGGAUUAUCACAAGUAGAGAUGACGGGCAGCAGUAUAUUCGACUACAUCCACCAGGCUGAUCACGGGGAGAUUGCAGAACAGCUGGGCCUGUCCUUAGCGGGCAGGUCGGGCGGCACCGGCCUGAACAGCCCCGCCUCAGGGAGCGAGGAGGGCAGUCAGCAUGGAACUAAUAACCCUGACGUGUCAGCACAAAUGACGUUAGGAGCCAGUGGGGCAUUAUUCCGAGGGAUGGACAGAGCGUUCUGCGUUCGGAUGAAGAGCACCCUAACUAAGAGAGGCUGUCACUUUAAGUCGUCAGGUUACAGGGUAGUGCUAAUGCUCUGUCGUCUACGGCCGCAGUACUCCUUCUCACACAGUCGCAAGACCCCGCCCGCUCUACUGGGAAUGGUGGCUUUGGCGAUAGCGUUACCUCCACCAUCCGUUCACGAGAUAAGACUGGAAUCCGACAUGUUUGUCACGAGGAUCAACUUCGACUUCCGAAUAGCGCACUGCGAGCCCAGCAGGGUAUCAGAACUACUAGGGUACACCGCCGAGGAACUUACAGGGAAAAAUCUAUACGCGCUCUGCCAUGGAGAAGACGCAAACAAGCUUAGGAAAUGUCACGUUGAUCUGAUGAACAAAGGACAAGUGCUGACACAUUACUACAGGCUGAUGAACAAGCUAGGCGGGUACACCUGGAUGCAGACCUGCGCAACCGUCGUCUGCUCCUCCAAGAAUGCCGAAGAGCAGAACAUUAUUUGCGUCAAUUAUGUUAUUAGUGGCCGGGAAUACCCAAACACGGUGAUGGACUGUUGCCAAUUGGAAGAAAGUUUACAAGGUGUGAAGCGGGAAGAAGCUACAGGUGAUCCAGAAAAUGGACCACCUGAUGCAGAUACGCCGGGAGCACCCCCACCUCCUCCACGACACACCGCAGAAAGAACUGAAGCCCCCGCAAAUACUGACUCAGCGUCAACCGCACCUCCCACGUCAGAAGUCCCUCAUCUAACAAGACUCAACGAUGCACAACCCUUAUCAUUACACACAACCCAAGAAAGAACCUCGCCAAUGCCAGCCAGAAGAAUGAAAAAACGAAAACACACCACAGACUGCGAGGAAGACCCAGAACGAGACGAAGAAAGACGAAAGAGCUCGUCAAACCCAGCUCCUACUAUAUCUACCGAGCGGGAUAUGUCCAAAACUAACCUGGCGAUUCCAGAAACAUCUGACGCAACAUCCGUAAGAGACUUAGAAAACGCUAUGUCCAAACAUUUGCCUUCGCUAGAUGGAAAGGAGAUUUCUCAUCGACCUACAGAUUUUUCUACAGAUGCGUUACUAAAACAGCAGCAACAGAAAUCAACUAUUCAAUGGAUAGGGACGCAGAACCACCACUUGAAUCAUUUGAAUCGUCAAAUUCCUGUUACGCAUUCUUCGACGCCCGCUUCGGCGUUAUUAAGGCAACUGUACGCGAGUCGAGAGAGUGUUAUCAGAUUAGGGGAUGGUAGAACAGGAGGCUAUUACUCCAGUGACGGUCAAUCGGGACCUUUGCCGACGCCUCCCGGUAGCGAAGGCUCAGGUUAUGGAGAACAAUUAGGUCACAAAGGCACGGAUAUUAGUUCUUUACCAUACGGACCCUAUGCGGACUAUCAUCCGGCAAUGACGCCUCCAGGAUCUGUGUCUCCUAGAGAUAAACAACAAUACCCUUUGCCAUACGAUAACAGUGCUUAUUCAGAAGCAAUAAGGCAUUCCUAUUUAGAAUCCUCGUUCCCACUGAAACCUCAGGCUUACUCAGCUGUGCCCGGUGCUUUGGACUAUGCAUCGUCGAUAGACCAGUCCCAGUUCUUCCAUCCACCUACGUCAUUCCAUCUCUAUCACCCGCAAGCGCAUGCUACUCAUCCGUCUCACUCGCACCAAUCGACGGAUAAGUCAGCUCCACCGAAUACUAAUUGGUAUUCGACCAGCUCAUAGCCGUACUCGUGGUAGUGACGAAAUUUGGAAAUCUCCGAAGGAAUUUUCCUUGUAGGCUUCAAUUGUUUUAUUUGAACGUUGGUUUUUCAUUAACUGUUAAUACUGGUUUGCUGGAGGUUGUUUCACACCUCUCGGACAAUUUUUAAAGUUUUGUUAUCAUUGAAAUAUGAGAAUUUGACAUUGAAUAAAAAUAUGUUCUGUAUAUUAGUUUUGGACAGUAUUGUCGUUUGUGUUGAAAUUUUUGUGAAAUAUGAAUUAUACAAACUGCAUAAUAUAAAAAAGACUUAACCGAAUACUCAGGAAGGGCCAACAUGUUAGAUAAUUUUUUUUACAAUAAUGUGCCAAAAAUAUUAAAAGAGAAUGUGGCAUACAUGAAUUAUAGCAUUUUAAUUAGAAUUUAAAAUAUUACCUACGACAUUAUUUACAAUAAUUUGUGAACCCAUAUUAUGUUUUUAUAUGGUAGCGCGUAUAGUAUCUACUGAAAUAUUUCAAAAUAGCGGUACACAAGUUAUAUCAAAAGCCAUAGGUGAAUAGUAUUUUGUCGUUAUGGUGGUACGUGGCAGAAAUCACAAAGUUAAAAUGUUAUUUAUAAUCUGUCUACAAUCUACAUCGUUCUUUUUUUACGAAAUGGCGAUAUACGUAUAUUAUCUAUAGUAUAUUCAAAAUGGCGGUACAUUAGCCUAAACAGUAUUUUGUCCUUAGUGUUAUAUAUAGCGGAUUAUUUUACCCGCUAAGCUACAGGAUGGUUAUUUCUACAGCCAUCGAUAAGGGAAACAAUAAAACUAUAAGAGUUACUUUAGAGAUAUUUGGUUUAAAGAAAUAUAGCGUCGGCGUCGAUUUGAUUAUGAAAAAACUACUGGCGACAUAGUUUUAUUGUAGUAGGAUCAAUUUCAAAAGGUUAUAAGACAAAAAACCUCUCAAGCUCGUUUUGAAAUAGCGUGGUUUCCAACACAUCGUUUUAAAACACAUAACCUCGCUGUCAAAAAACACUGACUAGAAAAUAGCACCGCUGAAGAGUUUUUUGAGUUGAGUGACACCAUAUUCCGCUCCUAGAAAAUUAGAGCGUCACUGAAUAAUUUUCGCUCACACUUACCUACUACUAAUAUUUCUGUAUAUGCUCUUUUUUAUAUAUGUUUCAUUACAUUACAAGUAAAACUUUUAGUGGCGAUUUAGAUUUCGGGCAGAAGGAACGUUUUCCUCUUUAAAAUGCACGUCAAACAGAACAGCAGUUUUAAAGCCGCCGCUUUUUAUGGAGGUAUUUUAAACUACCAAGUAGUUAGUGUCAAAAAUUAAAAGCUCGAAUUCCUACUUAGUCAUUUUAAUAAUUUACUUUUUAAUUUUAACAUAACUUAUUUUUAGUUUAAUCGUAAUAUCUGCAACACCGUCAUAGCAGUUUUAUUUCAACCGGGCAUAAAGUUAGGUAUUUACUUAAAGUUUUUUCUUUUAAAAUCGACGCCAUGGUGUCCUGACCAAAUAACUUUACUCUUGAUAAAGGCACUGCUGGAGAAAGAACAUCCUGUAUAGCUUAUUGCAUAUCAUUUUAACGUUUUAUAUAAGCUUCAGUGUAAAUUAUUGUACAAUUGUUAGGACAACUAUAAUAAUUAUUUAGGUUUAGAUUUGACUCCUGUAAAUUAUAAAUAAGUAUUGUAUAAUAACUAUUUUAUUGUUAGAAAUAGGAUUUCGUGUAAAUAUAUCGUUUAGAUAAUGGUAUAGAUUUUUUUGUUUUUUGGCAACGCUCAAAGACUUUUGUUAAAUAUACCUAUACUUAAUUAUUAUAUAUAGUAUUGUUUAUAGGAAAUAAGUAGUUCUUUUUUAAAUAAUUGUGAACAGCGAACCUAAAAAAGAUUUUGCAAGUAUGGGCCAGAAAUGUCAUUAAGUAUACAACAAGUGUAAAUUAAAAAUUUUCAACACCCCCGACCAGUGAAGGUUACAGUAACUAGAAAAGAGCUGAUAACUUUCAAAAACUUGGAGUUUUCCAAAACAUCAUUUUCAAAU
Molecule: messenger RNA, 5090 nt
Organism: Maniola jurtina (meadow brown)
Lineage: Eukaryota; Metazoa; Arthropoda; Insecta; Lepidoptera; Nymphalidae
Gene: trh
Product: protein trachealess
Exons: 10
Coding region: 546-3095 (849 amino acids)
Biological process (GO): regulation of transcription by RNA polymerase II
Molecular function (GO): DNA-binding transcription factor activity, RNA polymerase II-specific; protein dimerization activity; RNA polymerase II transcription regulatory region sequence-specific DNA binding
Source: RefSeq, a predicted model, not a curated record